AUGUUUAAAUUUAAUGCCACGUGGGCCUUGAUGGCCCUCUUGGCCAUGACCUUCGCGGGCAAUAGUGUCAACGGCCAACAUAACCCUCAUUGGUGGAACGGACGCAACACAAUCGUACAUCUCUUCGAGUGGAAGUGGUUGGACAUUGCCCGAGAAUGUGAGGAGUUCUUGGCUCCACGAGGUUUUGCCGGUGUUCAAGUUUCCCCUGUAACGGAAAAUGUCAUAGUCGAUAAGAGGCCUUGGUGGGAACGUUAUCAACCACUGUCCUAUAAAUUGGAAACACGUUCCGGUUCGGAAGCAGAAUUCGCCGAAAUGUGUCGUCGCUGCAAUGCAGUGGGUAUUCGUAUUUAUGUUGAUGUCAUCCUAAAUCACAUGGCUGCUGAUCAAGGUAAAACGGCCGUCGGAACCGCUGGAUCUCAAGCUGAACCUGGUAUGAAAGUUUAUCCUGCUGUUCCAUAUUCUGGCAUGGAUUUCCAUGAGACUUGCGGAAUUUAUGAUUGGAAUGAUCGUUAUCAAGUGCAAAAUUGUGAAUUGGUUGGACUGAAGGAUUUGGAUCAAAGCAAGGAAUGGGUUCGUGAUCGUUUAGUGGAAUUUUUGGAUCAUUUGGUUGAAUUGGGUGUGGCCGGUUUCCGUGUGGAUGCUGCUAAACAUAUGCGUGCGGAUGAUUUGAAGAUAAUUUACGAACGUGUUCGCAACUUAAACACCAGCCAUGGCUUCCCAGCCAAUUCUCGCCCCUUCAUCUUUCAAGAAGUUAUCGAUCAUGGUGGACAGACUAUUACAAAAUACGAAUAUAAUCAAUUGGGCGCCGUUACAGAAUUUAGUUUUUCCGAAGAAAUUGGUCGUGCCUUCCGUGGUGGCAAUCAACUGAAAUGGUUGGUGAGUUGGGGUCCGCAAUGGGGUUUCUUGCCGAGUGAACAUGCUUUGGUAUUUGUGGAUAAUCAUGACAAUCAGCGAGAUGGUGGUCACGUGUUGACCUAUAAACAAUCGAAACAAUAUAAAAUGGCUACAGCUUUUGGUCUGGCUUAUCCCUAUGGUAUUAGUCGAAUUAUGUCAUCGUUUGAUUUUACCGAUCGUGAUCAGCCACCACCACAGACGGCAGAUGGUAAACUGAUUUCGCCACAAUUUGAUGCAGUGACGGGUGCCUGUAUUAAUGGCUGGAUUUGUGAACAUAGAUGGCGUCAGAUUUAUAAUAUGAUUGAAUUUAAAAAUGUUGCCGGUGGAGCGGGAGUUAAUGAUUGGUGGGAUAAUGGUGAUAAUCAAAUUGCCUUCUGUCGCGGUGAUCGCGCUUUUGUGGCUUUCAAUGGUAAUGGUUAUGAUUUGAAUGAACGUUUGAUGACGUGUUUGGCGCCGGGUACCUAUUGCGAUGUGAUUUCGGGCGCCAAAAUUAAUGGUAAAUGUACGGGUAAGACGGUGGAGGUUGAAUUGUGGGGUUAUGCCCAAAUUAAAAUUGGCGCAAAUGAGGAGGAUGGUGUUUUGGCCAUACAUCAAAAUUCGAAAUUGUAAAGGA
Messenger RNA from Musca vetustissima, 1507 nucleotides. Its product is annotated as alpha-amylase-related protein-like. Gene Ontology annotation, molecular function: alpha-amylase activity; cation binding. The transcript is spliced from 2 exons. Bases 1 to 1503 code for a protein of 500 amino acids. Gene Ontology annotation, biological process: carbohydrate metabolic process. The record is from RefSeq and is a predicted model, not a curated record. Lineage: Eukaryota; Metazoa; Arthropoda; Insecta; Diptera; Muscidae.